CGCUGCCGCGGGCUUUGGAUUGCUGGCCCUCGCCAACCUGGCACAGGCCUGGCCUCGCUUUUUCGCGCGCGGGAAGAUCUGGCUUGUUGUGUGCGCCCCGACUCUGCGUCUGUCAAGAGUCCUUGUCCGCUCGCCGGAAGCGAUGGCCCGUGACUUGACAAGCUCGCAGGCAUUGGGCGUUGCGUAAUCACGAUGGCUACAGCGACCGGCGCCGCUUUCGGAGCUCUGCCACCCUCUGCCCUCCCUCCGACCCGCAAGCUACUCGCAGUGGGAUACUGCGCUUGCGCGUCGGCAUGCGUGAACGUGAUCCUUCGUGUCCGCACGGGCGACGAGAGCGCGCCCUCCUUUCACCUGCUGCACAUCGUCCUCCCCUUCUUCGCGUCCUUCCUCGCGGCCCAUGCAGCUUCGCGCAGCAGCUUCGGGCAGAACGUGGCGCGGCAGAACGUGGCGCGGCUCGCGUCCUUCUUCGCGGCCCAGCGAGGAACGCGACCGCACCGGCCGACCGCCGCCGUGCAGCUCGAGAUGGGCUGCCCGCUGAGCACGCCGCCGCUCAAGAUCGCGGUGGGCGUCUGCUGCGGGCUGAUGGGUGGCCCCGCCUCUUGCGCUCCAUCACCCUCUCCCAGUUCUGUCCUUGAGGUGGUGUAUAGAUAGUGGUAGCUGCUGCACGAACGUACGGUCCUCGAGGAGUUGUACGUUUCUCGCGUCAGUGUUCUCGUGUAUCUGUAGAGCGUGUGUCCAUUGUGUGAUUACGUCGUACGUGAGAUAGAUUGUUUAAUAAUAGGGGAGAGAG
This is a messenger RNA of Emiliania huxleyi CCMP1516, 790 nucleotides long. RefSeq lists its product as hypothetical. The record is from RefSeq and is a predicted model, not a curated record. Lineage: Eukaryota; Haptophyta; Isochrysidales; Noelaerhabdaceae. Bases 193 to 651 code for a protein of 152 amino acids. The transcript has 2 exons.